Molecule: messenger RNA, 4566 nt
Organism: Thamnophis elegans (Western terrestrial garter snake)
Lineage: Eukaryota; Metazoa; Chordata; Lepidosauria; Squamata; Natricidae
Gene: AACS
Product: acetoacetyl-CoA synthetase
Exons: 18
Coding region: 76-2079 (667 amino acids)
Biological process (GO): positive regulation of insulin secretion; lipid metabolic process
Cellular component (GO): cytosol
Molecular function (GO): acetoacetate-CoA ligase activity
Source: RefSeq, a predicted model, not a curated record
CCGGCGACGGGGGUUCGCUUAAGAAGCGAAGCAGGCAGGGGAGGUGAAGCGGCGGGGCUGUGCCCAAGCUUGAUCAUGUCUGGGGAGCUGGAGAUCAUGGAAGCGCAGCGGAUGUGGGAGCCGGACUCCAAGCGCAACACCAGCAUGGACCGGUUCCGGGCGGCAGUCACCGCGGCUUACGGCAUCCGCCUGGCCAACUACAACGAGUUUUACCAGUGGUCUGUACAACAUUAUUCGGAUUUCUGGGCAGAGUUUUGGAAAUUCAGCGGGAUUGCCUUUUCUCGGCUUUAUGAUGAGGUGAUCGAUCCCUCCAAGAGCAUCGCGGAUGUUCCCGAAUGGUUUAAAGGCAGCCGCUUAAACUAUGCCGAAAACCUCCUGAAGCACGAGGAGAACGAUAAAAUCGCCCUGUAUGCCGCACGGGAAGGGAAGGAAGAGAUCGAAAAAGUGACUUUUGAGGACCUGAGGCACAGGGUGGCUUUCUACGCUGCAGCCAUGAGGAAGUUGGGGGUGCAACCUGGAGACCGAGUUGUGGGUUAUCUGCCCAACGGGAUACAUGCUGUGGAGGCCAUGCUGGCUGCUGCCAGCAUCGGAGCCAUCUGGAGUGCGACGUCCCCGGAUUUUGGCAUCAACGGCGUCCUGGAUCGCUUCUCCCAAAUUCAGCCCAAGUUAAUCUUCUCCGUCGAAGCCGUCAUUUACAACGGGAAACGCCACAACCACCUGGACAAGCUGCAGAGUGUCGUGAAAGGACUUCCGGAUCUGAAAAAAGUUGUUGUCAUCCCCUAUGUAUCUUCAAGAGAGUCCAUAGAUAUUUCCAGAAUCCCAAAUAGCGUGUUUUUAGAAGAUUUCCUUGGAAUGGGUAAGGGAGACCAGGCGCCUCAGCUCGAGUUCGAACAGCUUCCCUUUAGCCACCCACUUUUUAUCAUGUACUCUUCAGGCACGACAGGCGCCCCGAAAUGCAUGGUGCACUCUGCAGGGGGAACUUUGAUCCAGCACCUGAAAGAACAUAUCCUUCAUGGCAACAUGAGCUGCAAUGAUGUCAUCAUAUACUAUACCACGACGGGUUGGAUGAUGUGGAACUGGCUGGUGUCUGCUCUCGCGGUGGGGGCCUCAGUGGUCCUCUACGACGGCUCCCCCCUGGUUCCUUCUCCCAACGUCUUGUGGGACUUGGUGGAUCGAUUAGGGAUUACCAUCCUUGGGACGGGUGCCAAGUGGUUGGCAGUUCUGGAAGAGAAGAACCUGAAGCCGUGCGAAACCCACAACCUUCAAACCCUCCACACCAUCUUGUCCACCGGGUCACCUCUCAAGCCUCAAAGUUAUGAGUACGUCUACAAGCACAUCAAGAGCAGUGUCCUCCUGGGCUCUAUUUCAGGAGGCACUGAUAUAGUUUCGUGUUUUAUGGGUCAUAAUGUAACCAUCCCAGUUUACAAAGGUGAGAUCCAGGCACGGAAUCUGGCAAUGGCGGUAGAAGCAUGGAAUGAGCAAGGAGAACCUGUUUGGGGAGAAAGCGGUGAGUUGGUUUGCACCAAACCUAUGCCUUGCCAACCCACACAUUUUUGGAACGAUGAAAAUGGCAACAAAUACCGAAAAGCGUAUUUUUCCAGAUUUUCAGGUGUUUGGGCCCACGGAGACUACUGCAAGAUUAACCCCCAGACGGGUGGGAUCAUCAUGCUAGGCCGCAGCGACGGCACGCUGAAUCCGAGCGGAGUAAGGUUUGGCAGCUCGGAGAUCUAUAAUAUUGUGGAAGCCUUCGAGGAGGUCUCCGACAGCCUCUGCGUCCCACAGUACAACAUGCACGGCGAGGAAAGGGUGGUCCUUUUCUUGAAGAUGGGCACCAACCACGAGUUCAGACCCGAUUUGGUGAAGCGAAUCAGGGAAGCGAUUCGGGUGGCCCUUUCUGCUCGGCAUGUGCCCAGUCUGAUUCUGGAAACGGGCGGCAUUCCGUACACCAUCAACGGAAAGAAGGUGGAAGUGGCUGUCAAACAGGUCAUCGCCGGCAAGGAAGUGGCCAAGCGGGAUAUCUUUUCUAACCCGGAGACGCUCGAUCUCUACCGUAAUAUUCCUGAGCUGCAGGAUUUUUGAAGGAACCUCGUCUCUUCCCGUCUCUUGGUGUGAGUGUGUGUCUCUAUGUGUGUUUGCGUGUGUGUGCGUGCGUGCGUGCGUGUCAACUUAUAUCCGGUGUAUAUAAUACGUAUAUGGAUGAUAUCCAUAAAAGAAAAUUGACUCGAGCGACCUUCUUUCCAGACGGGGACAGGAAAAAUCUAAUCUGAUUUAUACUGAGCGCUUUGGGAAAUAAGAAGGGCUAAAAUUUAAUCUGUAUGGAUUUGGGGAUAUCGGUCGUGAUUUACUUCCAGCUCAGAAAAAUGGGAAUCUGAACUCUGGGCAGAACUUUUCCCCAACCUAGGUGCUAAAGAAUGUUUAUCAUUUUGAAAAGCAAGAAUGAGUCUUGGAGGUGGGCGACGCCAGGAUGGCUGAGAAAGAGAGCUUAAAAUGGCGGGCUGAAUAUUUUUGGCAGAUGUUUCUCAGUGGGUAGGUGAGAAAAAACCUCUGGAAGAGCCACUCGUUACUUGUCUCCAGGCGUGGGAUUCCACCGGUUCGUAUUGGUUUGGGCGAACCGGUUGCGCCAACGAUCAGCUAGGAAUGAACCGGUUCACCCCGACGAUCAGACAGGCCGCUUGCCCGCGCUAUUUCCCACCUUUAUCUUCUCAGCUGAUUUGCGUGGCAGAGCAGACUGCCGCGUGAAUCAGCUGGGUUACUCCUACAAAGAAACCCGAAAGUGAAGAUUUCUUCAAACUGUGCGCGCAGCGCAAAUCGCGCGAACCGGUUGUUAAAUCGGGAGGAUCCCACCACUGUUUGUCUCGCUGUGGGUGGUUUGCAGGAAGCUUGAAGAGCAUCUUCUCGGUUGAGGUGGAACAUGGGUAGGAAGAUAACGGAGGUAGCCGGCACCUUGGAAAAAUGAGCUUUUUAAUAAUGUCCCGUCCUCCUCCCCGCCCCCCCCCAAUCUUUAACCCUAUGCGACCAACUUUUCCACUUGAAAAAAGUUUGCUAGCGCAGGUGAACAUUUGUUUUGCUUUAUUGUUUUUUUAAAAAAAUAAGGGAGAGAGAGAGAGAUGCACUUUUUAUUUAACUUAGAAAAAACAAACAAACUGAACCAUUACAGGAACCAGCAACAUUUUCGGGUCAACUUUGUAAAAAGGACUCGGAUUUUGAAGAAAGAUGAAAAGAGGUAUGGGUUUUUCUGUGGGUUUUUUUGGCUGUGGGUUUUGGGGGUUUUUUGGUUGGUGAUCCUUAGCUGGUGUUUCUUUUCAUGCAACCGUCUAGUUCAGUGGUCUCCAACCUUGGCAACUGGUACUCUAGAUGAUGGUCUCAGUCCCACGAGCCUGUGGGAUGUUUUUUUUUUAAAAAAUCCAAUCUGGUUUGGCACUUUUUGUGCAGGUUUUUGGUUUUGGUGGAAGGUCAGAGUCUAGAAUUAAAGUCUAGAAUUAAAAGCAAAACUGCUUAAAAUUCGAGGAAGCCUGUGGCGAUAUUAAGGUGUCUGGACCUCAAACUGAAGUCCAGGGCACCUUAAAGUUGGCAACGGUUGAGAGACACAAAGGCUUAGAUAUAUUUACUGGGCAAUCACAGAUCUUCCGUGGCUGUGAUCAGCCCCUCGUUUUUAAGGGUCACAUUUUUUUUCAACGGGCAGCAAUUUGAGCCCAGGAUCUUUGAUUCUAAUUGAGGAUACUUCAUCGGCCAAGAAUCCUUUUUAAACAGUUGUCUCCAUGUGGCCAGGAGUUCCAAAGGCACUGACGAAAGCAACGCGUGGCAUGCUUGUGAAGUCCUACGGAACCAUACAAGAUUUGCACUUAAAACGCCUGGAGGGAGGGGGGAAUAAUCCCAGAAGCAUUCACUUUGAGGUCAGGAAUAAAGACUCUUAUCCAUGGUGCAGUGGGAUGGCAGACCCAUCAUCCACACCUGGCUGUCUGGAAGAGUUUGGAGUCCAGCAGUUUCUUGGAUGGGGGAGCCCUAUCCUUUCUCGUCCAAGUGUGAGAAAGCGAUUGUGCAAGGCGCUUGUUUAAAUGUGGGUGUAAACACAAUUAUUGGGUGGAGGGAGAAUUCUAAUAGGCGAGCUCUGACUCACCUAAAUCUGAUAGGAAGCCUCAUGUGGUUUGAGGCUUGUGGCUAAUAUAUAUAUAUACAGUAUAUUAUAUAUAACUUUUUAUUCCUUACUUUAUUAUUAUUAUUAUUAUUAUUAUUAUUUUUAAAUGAAUUUUUAAGGGCAUAAAAGGACUAAAAAUGUGGUCUGGGUGCUUUAUACAUGUCUUGAUUUGUCAAUAACUGUUUUCUUCCCCUAAUAAAUGGUUACAAGACUACGGAGAGAUGCCAAUUAAUUCCACGUUUCCAAAGGAAGAUAUAAGUGUAAAAAGGACACGAAAGGGGGAGGGGAAUGGGGGAAAAAAUUGAAUGAAUGGCGGGUAAAUUGUCUUUCUGGGGUUUUUCCUUUUUUUUUAAAGGGGGAAAAAAUCAAGCUAUUGAGGAUGCUCUCUAAUGUUUUACUGGAUUGAAACUUAAUAAAACACUAAAUUCUCA